Molecule: messenger RNA, 561 nt
Organism: Oncorhynchus gorbuscha (pink salmon)
Lineage: Eukaryota; Metazoa; Chordata; Actinopteri; Salmoniformes; Salmonidae
Exons: 2
Source: RefSeq, a predicted model, not a curated record
AGUAGUGGUAGUAGUAGUAGUAGUAGUAGUAGUGGUAGUAGUAGUAUCAGUAGUAGUAGUAGUAGUAGUAGUAGUAGUAGUAGUAGUAGUAGUAGUAGUAGUAGUAGUAGUAGUAGUAUCAGUGGUAGUAGUAUCAGUAGUAGUAGUAGUAGUGGUAGUAGUAGUAGUGGUAGUAGUAGUAGUGGUAGUAGUAGUAUCAGUAGUAGUAGUAGUAGUGGUAGUAGUAGUAUCAGUAGUAGUAGUAUCAGUAGUAGUAGUAGUAGUAGUGGUAGUAGUAGUAGUGGUAGUAGUAGUAUCAGUGGUAGUAGUAGUAGUAUCAGUAGUAGUAGUAGUAGUAGUAGUAGUAGUAGUAGUGGUAGUAGUAGUAGUAGUAGUAGUAGUAGUAGUAGUAGUGGUAGUAGUAUCAGUAGUAGUAGUAGUAGUAGUAGUAGUAGUAGUGGUAGUAGUAUCAGUAGUAGUAGUGGUAGUAGUAGUGGUAGUAGUAGUAGUAGUAGUAGUAAUAGUAGUGGUAGUAGUAUCAGUAGUAGUAGUAGUAGUGGUAGUAGUAGUAGUAGUAGUAGU